AUGGCCAAUGGUGAUAUCAAAUAUCAAGAGGAAUAUAUUUCAAAUGCACGAGGAUUGAACCUCUUUACAUGCCAAUGGAGCCCUUCAAACUACGAACCAAAAGCUCUCAUCUUCUUAUGUCAUGGAUAUGCCAUGGAAUGCAGCAUUUCAAUGAGAGGCACCGGCACACGGCUGGCAAAGGCUGGAUUUGCGGUGCACGGAGUGGACUAUGAAGGCCAUGGAAAGUCUUCAGGACUUCAAGGCUAUAUUAGCAAUCUAAAUGAUGUCGUGGUCGAGAUCAAGGCAGCAGGUGCCGAAGAUACACAGGGCAGCACGGAGCUCGCUAGUGCAGCUCAUGUGGUGGUCAGUGUGGAAGGAGCGGAACUCGCGGAUUUUUGA
Molecule: messenger RNA, 378 nt
Organism: Triticum turgidum subsp. durum (durum wheat)
Lineage: Eukaryota; Viridiplantae; Streptophyta; Magnoliopsida; Poales; Poaceae
Source: the annotation of a GenBank genome assembly